This is a messenger RNA of Zea mays, 5490 nucleotides long. RefSeq lists its product as uncharacterized. Gene Ontology annotation, biological process: regulation of DNA-templated transcription. The transcript is spliced from 7 exons. The coding region runs from base 732 to 3608 and encodes 958 amino acids. Gene Ontology annotation, cellular component: nucleus. Gene Ontology annotation, molecular function: zinc ion binding; double-stranded DNA binding. The record is from RefSeq and is a predicted model, not a curated record. NCBI's taxonomy places the organism in Eukaryota, Viridiplantae, Streptophyta, Magnoliopsida, Poales, Poaceae.
UAGCAUGCACACACCUCAAAUGCUGUUCAGAUAAAUGGAUUGUAAUUGUAAGCAAGCAACCUCCGUAACAUGUAAGACCAAAUCAACAAUGCGAACUGCAAUUUUACGCUCGAAUUAAGCGUUUAUGCAAUCCCACGAUCGCGCGAGCUACUAACCCUAGCAUCUGAGGGCUGAGGCUACUAUCUCCCGCAGACCACACCGCUCCUGAGCGUGGAAACCUAGACGCGACGCGACCGAAUCGAAGCCAGCCCAGCCAUCAGAUCGUGACUCACCUCCCGAUCUCGCAGGCACGAAGCCGCGCCUCGUCGCGGCGCCGGACGCGGAGGUGCUCGCUUCGUCCAUCUUCUCCCGCCACGAGCUCGGUCGCCGCACAGGCCCUCGUCAGCGGCUCGCCGGAGCCCGUGCUCCGCAGUCCGACCCGCCGGGGGAUCCGACCGCAGAAGAAGAGUGGAGAGUCCACUUGCUGCUCGAUGAAAAGGAGCCCAUGGGCCCACUAAAUCUUGAGGGCCUAUCUAAUUCACGUGGGCCUUAUGGGCCCAACUCCCGGGGGCGCUCGAAUUGACGGCGUGAGAUGGAUACUAACGGUGACUAACGGUCGAUGUAACGGCCGCAUCAAUGCGCCGCCCGGCGCGUCGCGAUCGGGGGAAUCUUUUCCCCAUUUCGUUUCGCCCAGGAGCGACAGGCGCGGGCGCCACGGAGUGUGUGUGAGAGAGAGAUAGAGAGAGAGGGAGAUGCGAGAGGAGGUGAGGAGCUCGUCGGGGGCGGUGGCAGAAACGCCGAUGGCCGUCGCCCGGUCCUCGUCGCCGCCGCACACCCCGGUAGCCAGUUCCGUCGGUGCCUCGUCACCUGCUAUGCAAACUAAUGUUGCAAGCAUAGAUUGGUUGGGUGGCAAACAAGCUUCCAGAGUUGACUCGUCGUCGCAAGUUGCUGCACAUGCUUAUCACCCUUCCCAUAGUUUUGAUGCAGCUGGCACUGCUAUGGAUUCUGCACCAUCAUGCAGACCAUGGGAACGUGGAGACUUACUUCGUCGACUGGCAACAUUUAAGCCUUCAACUUGGGCUUCUAAACCGAAGGCUGCUAGUUCUUUGGCCUGUGCUCAGAGAGGUUGGGUGAAUGUUGACAUGGACAAAAUUGAAUGCGAGUCAUGUGGCACACAUCUAAUCUUCAAUGCAUUGACAUCCUGGUCCCCUGUUGAAGUUGCAAAUGCUGGAGAAUCCUUUGCCGAGCAGCUUGAUGCAGCACACCAGAAUAGUUGUCCCUGGAGAGGCAAUAACUGUGCUGACAGCUUGGUCCAGCUUCACCUUACACAAUCAGCUCUUAUUGGAGGUUUUAAAGACCGCUGUGAUGGGCUUUUACAGUUUACCUCUCUUCCUGUGAUUGCACCAUCUGCAAUUGAGAACAUGAAGCUUACAAGGAGUGUACAAAUUGAUCAUCUGUUGUCCCAAUCAAUUACCUUUUUAUCUGGUAUUCUGGGCUGCAGAGCAGAGAGUACAGCAGGAAUUGAUAUCCACCAAGAUUUCUCUUGUAGCUACUCUCAAGCACAAAAGCUCAUAAGCCUGUGUGGAUGGGAGCCUAGGUGGCUUCCAAAUGUUCAAGACUGUGAAGAAAAUUCAACGCAUUCAGCUAAAAAUUUACCCUCAGUUGGACCUGACGAACGGUUAUAUCCCCAUUUUGUUGAACAUAACAAAAAUUCAUUUUCUGCAUCAGCCAAGAAAGAUAAGGGGAAAGGCAAAUUGCCCGUUGGAGAUUCUGGAUGCAGCAUGAGGUCACCGUUGUUAGAUUGUAACCUGUGUGGAGCUACAGUCAGGAUGCGGGACUUUAGACCUGUAUUAUGUCCUUCUCGUUUCAGUCCAAAUAACAUUGUUGUGCCUGGAACAGGCAGAAAGCUAACACUGACACAUGGAGUUAGUGCUGCCAGUGGUAUCAAUGAGUGGGUUACUGAUGGGGUGGAAAGAGGUCAAGAUGAAGGGCGUGAUGAAGCAGCAACAAAUGAGGGAAAACCACUAUCACUUGUUGGAGUAGACCUAAACCUAACAAUGGCUGGAGGAUUACCGUCACCUCAAUCUGCCAUGCCUGCUAUGUCAGAGCGGUUUAAUAAUGGAGGAAUGGGAAGGGAUCUGAUGAUUGGACAGCCUACAGGCAGUGAAGUAGGUGAUUGUGAAACCUCAUAUGAAUCUCGGGGUCCGAGUUCAAGGAAGCGUAACCUUGAGGAAGGUGGGAGCACAGCUGACAAUCCACAAGAUAGGCUGCAGCAUGCUGAUAGCAUACAAGGAAAUUUCAUUGAUCGUGAUGGUGAGGAAGUUGAUGAUGCUGCACAGGAUUCAGAUGUCCCGAAUAAGAAGUCCCGUGGGUUCGAUCUGUUUGAUGCCUAUCGUCCUUCCUCUGGAGCUGGUCCCAGUAGAAAUUUGUCCUUUGGCCCUCAUGAGGAUGCUGGUAUGUUCAGUCACUCAAGAGCAAUUGACCUGGCAGCUGUUGAGCGUCCGACUGCUAGGGAUUCACUGAGAGCAUCUUCUGUUAUUGCAAUGCAUACUAUUCAUACUUCCGAGGAAGAUUCUAUGGAGAGUGUUGAGUAUUACCCAGGUGAUGGUAAUGAUAUCGAUAUGCCUUCUUCUAGUACACAAAGGAACAUUGAAAUGAAUGAUGCCUUGGAUCUUAACUAUAGCAACCAAGCACAGCAAAGUGCUAAUGCACAUGCUGGUGCUGGAAGCGAUGCAAGAGAAAUUGGAGGAAGCAGUACAAAUGAAGGGGAGGAGGUCAUUAAUGCUGAAACAGUUCCCCCUUUUGGAAGGGAUCAACUUAGUUUAGGAAUUAGUGGUGGUAGUGUUGGCAUGGGGGCUAGUCAUGAGGCUGAAAUUCAUGGAAAUGCUGGUUCUCUGCACAGAACUGAGAGUGUUGUAGGUGAUGCUGAACCUAUUGCCGAGCUUACUGAGACAAUGGGUCAGACUGGUGAAUCAGCUCCAGGACCUGGAUUAAUGGAUGAAUUUGUACCUGAGGUAGACCGAGAUGAACCUCAUGGAGACAGCCAAGAUACGGUGUCCCGGUCAGUUGGCCAAGCCGACAGUGGAUCGAAAAUAUAUGGCUAUACCAAAGCUGAUUCUGUUGAAAGUGGAGAAAAGAUAGGUCAUGCCACCGGUAAUGGAAGCAGCAUGCGUCCUUCUCUUUCUUGCAACGCAGGGAUGUGUGCUGGUUUUGAUCUGUCUAAAGAUGAUGUGACACAUACUGGCAAAAUACUAACUACUGAUGAUGCAUUAAUGGGGUUAGAUUAUGAUCCUGGAAAUGGAUUAGGAGCUACUAAUGGAGAAAAUGACUAUGAAUCGGGUCUGCUGGAAUUUGAUCCUGUUAAGCAUCACAAUACUUACUGCCCAUGGGUGAACGGGAAUGUUGCAGCGGCUUGCUGCAACAACAUUGGCUCCAGCUCAAGUAGUUCAGCGCCCUCUGGUUGGCAGCUAACAAUAGAUGCAGUCGACACGUACCAAUCACUUGGUCAAGCCCAAAAUCAAAUAAUGCAAUCUGAUUCUGCAGCUUCAUUAUAUAUGGAUGACCAAAUAACUCAUAACCGCAAGGUAGGGAGACGGCCUUCUGUGAGCAGAAGCUUUGGGAAGUGCUGAUCGGAACUCCUGUAGCUCAAGUGUUUCCUAGACAGAAACAGCAUUACAGAAGUUCCAGAUUGGUGUAACAGGAGAAACAAAAUAAUGAUAGUCUCAGUAGAUUGUUAUCACCCCGUGGGUGUGAGCUUAUAGCUGUUUUAUGUUGUUGCAUAUUGAUACAUCAUAUAUAUGUGUAUUUAUAUUCCGAAAGGGUUUAUUCAACAGUCUUUCAUUUGACAGUAACAUUUUCAAGCGAACUAGGUACAUUAUUAUGGUGAGAUUAUGUAAACUUCAUAUUCAUAUAUUUAUCGCCGUUCUUGUUGCGUCCAUGUACCUCAUCUAAUGAUAUGGUUGUGUUCAGAUUUUUCUUCUUCUGUUUCUUUGUAUCUGGCUGACUGUUUCUUCGCGCGGGGUGCUAUCUGAGAGGCCAUCGCCCUCGUCAAAUCUCAGCAGCCAAUGAGCACCACCCAGAGUGCCAGGUCGUCAGCAACGACCAGAUAAAGAAGUGGAUGAGAUGCCACUUCACUUCACUCCACCCCUGCUUGUAUUGUAUCCUCGUCUUUUCCCUUCUCUCCGUCUAUUUCCAAGCUUUCUCCAGAUCAAAUCAGAAAGGGGAAGGGAAGAACGGCCCAGCAAUGCCGCUCUGCAGCUUCUACGCCUCCACCUCCGUUCCCGUCGUCAAGCCCCAGCAGUCCGUCGCCUCGUCCAAGCCCCCCACCACGGCGGUGGCCUCCGUGGCGACAACUGUGCCGAUGCGCAGUGCAGCGACGGUGACGCCAGCCGUGGCCACAACAACGAGCCUAGCGCUGUCUCUGCACCUGCCGGAGCUGCCGUCGCAGGUGAAGGACAAGAUCCUGAGCCUGGAGCUGAUGGGCGUGGACUAUGGGCGCGCGCUGGAGCAGAACCCGGCGCUCCGCGACGCGGCGCCGGAGUCCAUCCACGCGGUGGUGUCGUUCCUCCAGUCCCGCGGGCUCCAGUUCAAGGACCUGGGCCGCGUCUUCGGCAUGUGCCCGUCCGUGCUGACCGCCAGCGUCCGCGCCGACCUCCGCCCCGUGUUCGCCUUCCUCUCCGCGGACCUGGGCGUGCCGGAGUCGGCGCACCGGCGCGUGGUGAUCAAGUGCCCGCGCGUGCUGGCCUGCAGCGUCCGCGACCAGCUCCGCCCCGCGCUCAUCUACCUCCGCCGCCUGGGCUUCCGGGACAGCCGCGCGCUGGCGCUGCAGGACCCGAUCCUCCUCGUCUCCAGCGUGGAGCGCACCCUGGCGCCGAAGCUGGAGUACCUGGCCGGGCUCGGCAUGUCCCGCGACGACGCGGUCGCCAUGGUGCUGCGCUGCCCGGCGCUCUUCACCUUCAGCAUCGAGCGGAACUACCGGCCCAAGUUCGAGUACCUGGUGGACGCCAUGGGCGGCGGCGUCGAGGACGUCAAGGCCUUCCCGCAGUACUUCGCCUUCAGCCUCGAGAAGCGGAUCGCGCCGCGCCACCGCGCCGCGGAGGACGCCGGCGUCGCGCUGCCGCUUCCGGACAUGCUCAAGGCCACCGACGAGGAGUUCAGGGAGAUGCUCGACAAGGAGCGGGAGCUGCACGAGCAGGCAGCGACGACGGACUGAUCGAUCGGGGGGCUAGUACAGCGGUUUGCACCUGAUCCGACUCUCCGAAGCAUCCAACCGCCGUCUUCGUGGCGAUCGAGUGUCCUGGCCAUGACGGUAGCCAGCACAUGUAGUCAUUUGAUUUGAGUAAUUAGUAGCCUGUACAUAUAUGCAUUGACAUUAUUUGCUAUAGUCACGAUUCGUAGCUCAUGAGAGAAUAUGCCUGUUCUUUCUCCAUUCCAAGUGAAUAAGCACAGAGCUGGAAGUCGUGUCUUGUACACACGUGUAAUGAAUGAAUGUACCAAGUUCAUUAGAUAUUA